Messenger RNA from Seminavis robusta, 2220 nucleotides. Lineage: Eukaryota; Bacillariophyta; Bacillariophyceae; Naviculales; Naviculaceae. The record is from the annotation of a GenBank genome assembly.
AUGCCCAGCACUACAACGCUGUUAUCUCAGAAGCAGCAGUUGUGCAAGUGUCCUUUGUGUAAGCAUGACUAUGACACGCAGCAUCUAGCAGAUGCGGAUAACAAUAAGAAUGCCGAAUCAGAGGGCGAAGACGGCAAUGUCAAGAGCCCCGCCCAAGAUCACCUGCCGACUUCUUGCAGAUGGUGCAUGAAGACUAUUUGCAGGGCUUGUGUCCAAACGCUUCCGAGGAAUUCGGGCAAUGUCGUGUGUCCUCAUUGUGAUAAGGCCAAGGCAUUCCAUGCUACCCAAGCUGUGGUUCAUGAGUUGUCUUGUCAGCUGUUGGAGUUACUCCAGAAAAGUCAACACGAAAAUACUUCCACCAAGAAUAAUAACCAGCAGUUGAUGGAUCUAUCGACGGAACCAACGGGCAUGACAUCCGUGACACCGGAACCGACUCGACGACGCAUGGUGGCUGGAAUGGGAGUGAUAUCUUUAGAGGAACUGAUGACCCAAAACAAGAACAAGAACAGCGACAAAUCGAUCCGAGAGCAUGGCUAUGCCGCUGGCACUCCAGUUUGUCGCAAUGGGACCGAAAGGGGAACCAUUGAAUCAGUGUCCACCAAUAACGAGACUCUGUACACGCUUCGAUUUGGAGAUGGAGAUCCCAUUCAAGUAUCCUUUCAGGAAAUGAAGGCAAUGGUCGAGGCCGCCAAGGAACAAAAUGGAAGCAACCGAUAUUCCUCGGAUAGUACCUUUAUUGGACAAGAUGUCUACAAACUAUUUCCUGGAUUGGGAAGUUUCAAAGGCAAAGUGGUCGAUUGUACUGUGAAACGAUUCUACACUAUUGUCUUUGAUGACCAGAAAAAAGAAACCAUGGUCCCUCAUGAAACGGUGGAGUCAUGGGUGGAAGGACCUUUUAAAAAGAAAGUAGUAUCCAGCAGGAGGAGGUCCUCUCCUGCAUUAGCCGCUGCUCGCCCAACCACCACCAAGAACGACGAGGUUGAGGAAGCCACCGACAAUAGCAGCCUGAGAUCCAGGAAGAAGCGAAGUACCAGUAUCGACGGAUCAGACUUGAUGCCGUCUGGGAAGAAGGCAAAGUUCACGUUGGCCGAUUACAACAAAAUUGCGGGGGAUGACGCCACGUUGGAAGAUCCGCAACCUCCCAAGAAAAAACGAGGUCGACCUCCCAAAAACGCAAAGCCUGACGGCCCAACGCCGCCACCACCACCGCAAGAGCAGCCACACUCGUCCAAGGUGUUCAAGCUACCACCCGCAAAAGCACAGUUCACUGGAUGGAAAGGAUUCGAACAGCACGUGUCUGAUAAAGAAGGAUUGCCAAAGACCUUUCGGGAGGCAUUGGUCCUCAUGGAUUUCUUGUUCAAAGUGGCACGUGGACAAGAGACUUUUGUGGCCCGUCUGUACGAAAACUCGGGCAAGAAAGAAGGCUGGUUCAAUGGCGAUGAUGUGCGCGUCGUGCUGCGCGAGCUUAAAAAGGAGAACCCAAAGGACUUCAAAUGGCAUGUGAAAGGUUCGCACUAUGUACCAUCCACAAAGUCCGACCUGGAGAGCUUUUUGCGAAUUCUGAUUCGAUUAAAAAUGGCACCCGAGCUGGAUUCUCCCGAGGAAGCCAAGGAGUGGAAACCAACUGGCUACUCCCGACCUUCCAAGUACUUUCGCGACGUCGCAGACAAGCAAGAGGACAUCAAUAAUGAUUCUAGCAGUAGUAGCGGUAGCAGUUCUUCGGACGAGGAGGACAGCGAAGAAGAAGAUGAUGUACCCAUCAAGAGCUUGAAGGGAUCUCCUAAGAACCCGAAGGCAAGUAAAGGGGGGCUGAAGCUCGGAGACUCGUUGUUGCUGCCCGAGGAAGAUCGAGCAACUGGGUGGAAGGGCUUCAACAAGCACGUGUUCGAUGACGCCUUGCCAAAAAAGAUGCGUAUGGUGUUUGAAAUGCUGGACUUUUUGUUUCCAGUGGCUGCGGGAGAAGAGACCUUUGUCACCGUCCACGACGAACGAAAGAAAAUGGGAAAUGGGUUGCCUGGAUCAGACAUUUGCGCGCGAUUACGGCUACUCAAGGACGAUCAACCGGACCAUCCAGGUCUCAAGUGGCACAAGAUGAAAACCCCCUACGUCCCCAAAACAAAGAAAGAUCUCAAGAGGUUCAUGCUCUGCCUUGUGAACGACUUGGAUGUGGCACCGAAAGUGGCCAGCAAGGCGUUGCUCAACGAGAAGGGCUCGGAUUAG